Molecule: messenger RNA, 1206 nt
Organism: Ustilago hordei
Lineage: Eukaryota; Fungi; Basidiomycota; Ustilaginomycetes; Ustilaginales; Ustilaginaceae
Product: putative Rpc40 - 40 kD subunit of DNA-directed RNA polymerases I and III
Exons: 1
Coding region: 1-1206 (401 amino acids)
Biological process (GO): DNA-templated transcription
Cellular component (GO): RNA polymerase I complex; RNA polymerase III complex
Molecular function (GO): protein dimerization activity; DNA binding
Source: RefSeq, a predicted model, not a curated record
AUGCCACCCAAGCGCUCGAAAAAGUCGGCCAAGGCGGCUGCUGCGCCCCUCGACCAGCCAAUGGACAUCGACGAGCCAUCCACCUCCCAACAACCAAGCGGAAGCAUCACCAAGGACCCCAUCGCAUCCUCCAUCAUCUCCGACUCCAAAUCCUCCGCCUCUGUCGAUCAACGCCGUCUAGUCGAAAUCCUUCCCGAGCGAGUCGGAUCGAUCGCCAACACCGAUUUCCCUCUCCACCACCCUGGCGAAUCUCACUCGUUUUCCCUCUCCUCCGUUAACGAAAAACUCAAUGUCAUUGUCACGCGUCUUUCGGACGUCUCGUGCGAAUUCGAUCUGAUCGGAGUCGAUGCUUCUAUCGCAAACGCCGUUCGUCGAGUUUUAAUGGCAGAGGUACCAACAGUAGCGAUUGAACACGUGUACAUCUGGAACAACACCUCUAUCAUCCAAGAUGAAGUUCUGUCUCAUCGGUUAGGACUGGUUCCACUUGCGAUUAACCCCGAUAAAGUGCUGAUUAGGAUGCCGGGGGACAAUGCGGAUGAUUCAAAUACGGUUGUUUUCAGUCUAAAGGCUAAAUGCGAACGCAACCCUAACGCGGCGAGGGGUGAGAGCGAUCCGGACAAGUUGUAUAUCGGACACAAUGUGUAUUCUGAACAGCUCGUCUGGGAUCCCAAAGGUGACCAAGACGAAGACUUCGCAGAUGCACCUCCAAAGCCCGUUCAUGCUAAGAUUCUGAUCGCCAAGCUCAGACCAGGGCAAGAGUUGGAUUUGGAACUGCACUGCGAGAAAGGGAUCGGGAGAGACCAUGCCAAGUUUUCUCCGGUUGCUACUGCUACUUACCGUCUUCUGCCACAUAUUCAGCUGUUGAAGCCGGUUGAGGGUGAGCAAGUGGAUAAGUUGCUCAAGUGUUUUCCUCCCGGUGUAAUUGGAGCAGAGGGGGAGGGGAAGAACAGGAAGGCUUACGUCAAAGACGCGAGAAAAGAUACGAUCUCGAGAGAAGUGCUUAGACAUGCAGAGUUCGAAGACAAGGUCAAAUUGGGCAGGGUUAGGGAUCAUUUCUUGUUCGAAUUGGAAAGUACAGGGAUCAUCCCUCCGGAGAAAUUGCUGCCAGAAGCGAUCAAGACACUGAGAGGCAAGAUUGCGACUUUGAGGAAGAGUUUGGAUCAUUUAGAGACGACGGGGUUGGAGACUGCUAGUAUGGCUGUCUAG